UAUAUGUACAUCUACAUCCACAUCCUUCUUAAUUUGCUGCUAUUGAUCGAAUUUGACACCCUUUACCAAAUUAAGCAGGAAAAAAUGGGAUCUAUGAUCGCUUGGCAAUGGCAAUCCCUCUAUCUCCCACCCCUACUCUUCGCCACCUUCAUUUUCUUAAUCCUUCGCCUAAGCAAAUGGCAAAGCAGCUCAAAGUCACUCAGGCCACCGUCACCACCAGGCCUCCCAAUCAUCGGCCACCUCCACCUCCUCACAGACAUGCCCCACCUCUCCCUGGCCCACAUGGCCAACAAGCUCGGCCCCAUCAUCUACCUACGACUCGGCCGAGUCUCCACCGUCGUCGUCUCAUCUGCUGACCUCGCCAAGCAUGUCCUCAAGACCCACGACCAUAUCUUCGCCAGCCGCCCGCAGCUCAUCUCAGCCCAGUACCUCUCCUUCGGCUGCUCCGAUGUCACCUUCUCCCCCUACGGCCCCUACUGGCGCUAAGCCAGGAAGAUCUGCGUCACCGAGCUGCUCAGCACGAAGCGGGUCAGCUCCUUCCAACUCAUCCGAGACGAAGAGGUGAAUCGGCUUUUGAGCUCCGUAUCGGGUCAGUCCGGAUCGGAAAUCGACCUGGGCGAGCAGUUCUUCGGUCUGGCAAACGACAUACUGUGCCGAGUGGCGUUCGGAAAGAGGUUCAAGGAGAAGUCGGGAGAGGGGCAGAAGCGUCAUUUGGUGGAUGUUUUGACGGAGACACAGGCUUUGUUUGCUGGAUUUUGUCUGGGUGACUUUUUCCCCGAGUGGGAGUGGGUCAACUGGGUGGGUGGGUACAAAGCGAGAUUGACGAGAAACUUGAAGGAUCUCAGAGCGGUUUGCGAGGAGAUUAUAAAAGAACAUGUGGAUGAGGCCGGUGCGGUGGGCAAGGAGGAUUUCGUAGAUGUGCUGCUUCGGGUGCAAAAACGCCAGGACUUGGAGGUGCCCAUUACAGACGAUAAUCUCAAAGCUCUUGUCCUGGACAUGUUUGUUGCCGGAACUGACACAUCAGCUGCAACACUAGAAUGGACAAUGACUGAGCUUGCUAGACACCCGGCAGUGAUGAAGAAAGCACAGGAAGAAGUUAGAAAUAUAGCAUCCAGCAGAGGCACAGUUGAAGAGAGCGAUCUUCAACAUCUUCAUUACAUGAAGGCAGUGAUAAAAGAGACAAUGCGGUUGCGUCCGCCAGUCCCUCUCCUAGUGCCUCGAGAAUCCAUGGAGAAAUGCAAUCUGGAUGGCUACGAAAUACCUGCAAAAACUAGGGUUCUAAUCAACACCUACGCUAUUGGAAGGGAUCCCAAGUCAUGGGAAAACCCUCUGGAGUUCAAUCCUGAGAGGUUCACCGAUAACAACAUUGAGGUCAAGGAUUCGGAUUUCAGGUUUCUACCAUUUGGUGGAGGCAGGAGAGGGUGUCCGGGUUAUUCCUUUGCGUUGGCUACAGUAGAGAUUGCGUUGGCUCGCCUCCUGUAUCAUUUUGAUUGGUCAUUGCCUCAGGGGGUUGGUGCAGAUGAUAUGGAUCUCAGUGAGGUUUUUGGGCUUGCAACCAGAAAAAAGACUCCCAUUGUUCUUGUGCCAACAGCCAACAAGCACUAUGAGUUCAAGGGCUGACCAUACUUUAGUUCUCACUUCCUAGACUUCCAAUAAUGUCUAUUUAUAAGUUCCUUGUGUUUUCCUAUA
Molecule: messenger RNA, 1689 nt
Organism: Corylus avellana
Lineage: Eukaryota; Viridiplantae; Streptophyta; Magnoliopsida; Fagales; Betulaceae
Product: tryptamine 5-hydroxylase-like
Molecular function (GO): iron ion binding; heme binding; monooxygenase activity
Source: RefSeq, a predicted model, not a curated record